Mytilinidion resinicola is the source of this 985-nucleotide messenger RNA. RefSeq lists its product as uncharacterized. The transcript is spliced from 4 exons. Gene Ontology annotation, biological process: mycotoxin biosynthetic process. The coding region runs from base 1 to 888 and encodes 295 amino acids. The record is from RefSeq and is a predicted model, not a curated record. NCBI's taxonomy places the organism in Eukaryota, Fungi, Ascomycota, Dothideomycetes, Mytilinidiales, Mytilinidiaceae.
AUGUUUGGCCAACUCGUGAGAAGUUCUAUCAGGUUCACACCAGUCUCUCAGAAAGAAGACAACGAGGCCCUGCUUCCGUGUCCUUCUUGUAGCGCCUCCUCUGAAAUCAAACGAUCACCACAUCAACCUUCUGCAACUUGGUACUUCUUGAAGACGUAUGCCCCUCUGGUCCUCCUAACGACUGCGUCGGGUCUCUUAGGGAUAUGGUUGGGCAAUAAUUGGGUUUUGAACCCCGACAAAUUUUGCAUUUGGCACACUUCCCAGUAUUCUCCUAUAGUUGAAGACGUGGACCUUCAUUAUGAAACGAUUCGCUUCAACGGUUCUUUGCUCAAAGCAAACAUUUUCAGGGGCGCCGCGAGCCCCGAGGUCGAUGCAGCAUGGGAGUCACUGGGGGUCAACUACCGUGCCAUGGUGGUUCCAGCAGAUCAAGCAACUCAAUCCGGCAUCCUUCCGGAUCAAGUGAAAGUCAGCCAACGAUACGGGGGCGGGUUUCCUGCCAAUGUAGAAGGUUUGCAUCACUUGCACUGCUUGAACCUGCUCCGUAAAGCGCUGACAUGGAACUACGACUACUACCAUGAACAAGGCGAGGGGCCAUUCACGAAUUCAGACUACGUGAUCCGUUAUCAUACCACACACUGCCUAGACAUCCUCCGCCAACAGCUCAUGUGUACCGUUGAUGUUGGUGUCCUGGGACAGAUCUGGUAUCAUCCCGAAGGCAAUCCCAUAGAGCCGUUUGUCGACUUCCAUACGAAACACAAAUGCCGGAACUUCGAGGCGGUAAGGGCAUGGGCGGAGAAGCAUCAGUUGCCUCCUGAAGAGAAAGUCGAUAUGCAGCAUUUCUAUGAAUUGCCGAAAGAGGGAGACAGGAUUGUUUCUGAGAUUCCAUGAUACUAGCGUCGAAGGGAUGCCCAGAAUGAAAUUCUCCAUAGCUGAAUCAUUGCUCUCUACAAUACGUAUCUAAGAAUCUGAUCCUCUGUUAUACCUC